Messenger RNA from Seminavis robusta, 2028 nucleotides. The record is from the annotation of a GenBank genome assembly. NCBI's taxonomy places the organism in Eukaryota, Bacillariophyta, Bacillariophyceae, Naviculales, Naviculaceae.
UUUAUUGUUUUGGCCACCGUCACGGCAUUACGCCAGCGAAAACUUGAAGACAGUCACAAUAGAAAGCAAGGGGCAAAAGAGAGACAGGACCACGCAGUCAAGACUAACUACCGUAAGAGAUAAGAAGAAGGAUGCCUUGGUUUGGGUUGAGCAAGAGAGACCAUGACGAUGACGACGAUGACAUUCUAAGCGACGGGGACUACUAUAAUGACGAGAACAACGACGACGACAACAGCAGUUCCACAAGUGACGAGUACGAAAAGGUGGAAGAAGGCCAUGCUAACCGAAGCAUGAUUAUUCCUUCGUUGAAUUCGUCUCGGUCGUCCAGUGGUUCCGAAGGCGAUGAAGAAGACCUCCAAUUGUCAUUUCGGCCGUUACAGCCGUGCGAUCGACAACAAAUACAGGAGUUGCACGAACAGUGGUUUCCCGUCACGUACAGCAACGAAUUCUACAACGAUUUGGUCAACAAUCAUCGACUCGCCACCUCGGGAGAUCAUCUCUUUACAUGUGUCGCCACGGUACCCAAUACACCCGCCAAUCAACGACGUCCCACCAAAAAGCCGGAACAAAUGCAACUACACAUGUACUGUCAAGAAACGCAAUCUACGGACAACCCACCACCGCCAACCAUGAUCCAACCGCAAAAACCCGACCCACCUGAUGAUGAACAUGAUAACAGCCACGAAAUCAUUGUGGGCUGUGUUGUCGGUGCCUUUUUGCAUCCCUCCCGUCUCAAUACUGCCACGCAACAAUUACUGGUACCCACGCCACAGGUACAUUCCAAGCUAUUCUAUAUCAUGACAUUGGGGACGGUCGAAGAAUACCGAGGCUAUGGCGUUGCCACGUCGCUCGUACAGAAAUGCAUGGAAUUGGUACAAUCCGAUCCUACCUGCGGGGCGCUCUAUCUACAUGUCAUUCCCUUUAAUCGAGCGGCCAUUCGAUUCUACGAAAAAUUGGGAUUCUACCGCACUUGCGCCAUUGAAAAUUAUUACAACAUUCACAAUCAACAGUACGAUUGUUUUCUGUAUGCCAAGUACUUUCAUGGGAACCGUGGUCAUCGAACACUCUACAAACUUUUUUCAGGUGCCAUGUCGUCGUUAUGGCAUCAUUUGAAAUCACCAUUCUCCAUCUUUUCCAACUCGCACCACUAACACGACACACACACGCACACUUGUGUGAUGGGAGCGACUCGCCUACCUAGAAACUAAAAAACAACUAUUACAGCUAACACGUUCUGUCUUGCUCCCUUCCUGUAUGGAUGGAUGGACAGAUUGCUAUCAUCAACAACUCUGAUGACAGCGGUACACAGAAUUGAGCAUUGGAGCACCAACGUGAGUGUCACGCCCCGACAACAGUCCCUACCGGCAAAUGGCGUUUUAUACAAAUCGCGGCCAACAGUAGACUCCUAGCUAGCUGCCGGUAGCUGUCCAUCCCACUAGCUAGUCGGAAUCGAAUCGAUGUUACAAUCGUGUGUUCUUGUCGUGAACAUGAAACGGCAGAAUAUCCACAUGCAGAUCUCGGGAGGGUCAUACGAUUUUAGCAGGCUGGCAGUGGUGGGACUUGCAAUCGCAAGGCACCGCUUGUUUCGCUGUGAAGCGGUCGACUACAGUUUUUAUUUGAGGAUUGAUGCGGAUUGCACAAGUCAGGUUUUGCCACGAAGUCAGCUGGUGAGAGGGGCCGCCAAAAUCAAAGGAGUCCGGUACGACCGACCGCCUCGGUUAGAGAAAGCGAGUGAUGGGCGAGAGAGAGGUAGAGAGAUGAACCCCCACGAGGCGCGGGAAAAGAGGUUGGUGAUGUUGAAGUGCCCAGUCGAGAUACCUUGGAGCUAGGUAGCUUCUUUUGAAACCAACACGAGCCGCAAAGCAACUGCGACACCAUGCAGCUCAAGGGUGCGGAGAUGCUCCGAUUCGACAGUUACAACUGGUUAGCUUGCCAGCAGCAUCCGAUCACGAAGCCGCGGCCUUACAAUGAAUGAAACAGUGCGGUUAUAAAGUGUAGCUAAGAUUUAGUUCUCCAAAUUAUGCAUGU